AUGCUAGCUGGGCGGCGCAACUCCGGGAUACCCAAGACCCGAAGGGCGAGACGCCUGCGGACGCCACACCCGCGCCCGACCCGACUGGACUCGGCUCGGCUCCGCGCACUCCAGUACCCCUCGCCCCUUGGGAGGGGAAGGAGAGCGCGCCGUCUGCACGGGAACGCUCACCUCCGCACCUCGCCUAGCCCUCCGGUCACCCGCUUGCCCGGUCGGCCUGCCAGCCCUGCGCUGCCCAGAAGCCCGACUCGGACGGAAAGCCGCGAGGGUCCCGCCCUGAGCGCGUCGGGGAACGGGAUUGGACGGAAAGCCACGAGGGUCCCGCCCUGCGCACGUUGGGGAACGGGAUUGGACGGAAAGCCACGAGGGUCCCACCCCGCGCUGGAAAGCGAGGGCAGACUAGGCUCACUGCUACGGACCUGUGCGGCCCCCGCCGGUUUUCCUAGCUCGGGUUGCAUCCCUGGCUGUGGACCCGGGCAACGCGAGCAGAAAAUCCGAUUAGCGGCUUCGCCGUCCCUGCUAAAGCAGCUUCCUGCCCGAUGCUGCGGGAGGUUGGCCGUGGUCCAGAGAGAUGUAGGCGGCUCCGCCCACGCACGGGCACAACCCUGUGGAUGGUGGACUAGUGGUAACAGCUUGCUGAGGAAAGCCGCAGACAGAAGCCCAUGUGAGGAACAGCCAUCAAAGCUGCAGACCCGAUUCCAUAACACUAGAAAGUACUCUGCAAGCUGCCAAAGGACAGAAGCAAUCAGUAGUUUUAUACAGCCGGGAUGCCUGGGAACCACAAUGACCAGCAUGGCGAGAUAUCCCCAAAGGUACAAAAGUGGCACUCAUAUGUUGGCUGUAACCAAAGCUGUCUAAUGAGACUGAGGCUAUCCAACAGGAGGAAGUCGUGGAUGGUACUAGCAGCCUCACCAACCACCCAGGGCUACCAAGGCCGUGGAUUUUAGAAGAGAACCUACUGUAACACUUGCUAGAUCAGCAUAAUCCUUUAUUACUUCCUAAAUUGUAUCCUUAUAUGCAGAGGCAAGUGUGGCUCUUACCCCUCAUUAAAAAAGUCUCUCUUUGAUGGCUCAGAGGUUAAGAGCACCGACUGCUCUU
Messenger RNA from Onychomys torridus (southern grasshopper mouse), 1098 nucleotides. RefSeq lists its product as uncharacterized. The record is from RefSeq and is a predicted model, not a curated record. NCBI's taxonomy places the organism in Eukaryota, Metazoa, Chordata, Mammalia, Rodentia, Cricetidae. The transcript has 3 exons. The coding region runs from base 1 to 858 and encodes 285 amino acids.